Molecule: messenger RNA, 342 nt
Organism: Cricetulus griseus (Chinese hamster)
Lineage: Eukaryota; Metazoa; Chordata; Mammalia; Rodentia; Cricetidae
Source: RefSeq, a predicted model, not a curated record
AUGUUUGCUCUGUUUGUUCUGGGGAUGUUUUUUCUGUUCUGCCCAUAUUGGGGUAACCUUCAGGACCAUGAAGGAGAUGUUGGAAUAAUGUGUUAUAAAUGUGAGAAAUAUCAUCUUGGGCUUUGCUAUGAUGUCAUGAGUUCCUGCAAACUGAAGCAUAGCCAGUCCUGUGCUUCUGAGAACGUUUACAUACUCACAAGGAAAGGGCAAAGCAUGUAUCAUUAUUCAAGACUGUCAUGUAUGACCAACUGUGAGGACAUCAACUUCCUGAGUUUUGAAAAGAGAACAGAGCUCCUCUGUUGCAAACAUAGUAGCUAUUGCAACCUCCCAAUGGGACUCUAG